Messenger RNA from Megalops cyprinoides (Indo-Pacific tarpon), 3437 nucleotides. RefSeq names its product M-phase phosphoprotein 9-like. Bases 159 to 3269 code for a protein of 1036 amino acids. Gene Ontology annotation, cellular component: centriole. The transcript has 20 exons. The record is from RefSeq and is a predicted model, not a curated record. NCBI's taxonomy places the organism in Eukaryota, Metazoa, Chordata, Actinopteri, Elopiformes, Megalopidae.
GGGAAAGAUGCAGGGAUAUCUAGGUGUUUUGCGGUCGUACUGUCUACAGUUAAAAAUAUGGUACAAAACUAUAGAUCCAGUUUGACGUGUUCAGUAAACUUAGCCUACACCAUUUGCUCUGGACAUCAAAUGGGUUUACACAACAAGGCCACAUAAGGAUGUCCACAGAUGAUAGCAUCUCUGAGGAUGUGUCUACUUCCGCGGCCUUGAGCCACAACAAUGCUGAUGCCAGCGGGGGAAAGGAAAGCGAGGCUUCCAUCAUCUCCUCGGAGGGCACCCCAUCUGGGCCGACCGGCCUGCAGGAGCGCAGCCCGGUCCGUUCCGUGCGAACUCUUCAGGGUUUCCUCCAGGCUGCUGCGGGGGCUGUGAGGAGCGAAACCCCACCCACACCAGCAAGCAGGAAUUUGUGUCUCAGCCCAGAAGAGUUCAGCUCAGGGAGAAGCUUGCCCUCAAUCAACCCCAGUCCCCUGGAGACUCUCACAGCAUUGGUGCAGGAGAUCCACAACAGCGGGGAAACAGAUCCAGAGCUGUGGAAAGACAGUGAGGGCAGAUGGUUACACCUCUUUAAACUGGUGGAGAAACAGUACCAGGAGCAAAUCCUUGCUCAGCAGGAGCAAUACCAAUGCCAAAUUCAGCUUAUACAGGAUGAAAUCAAGGCUCUAGUCCAGCUUCAGAACAGGCCAAGCGCUGCACAGCUCACUGAAGGCUCGCCUGCUCACACUCCCGGAGAGCCGUCGCUCUCAGACCCUGAGCCGCUGUUGCCGCCACCAUCGCGAGCCCACGCGGCCAGUCCCCAGGGGCCCUGCAAGGAGGGGGCGGCAGCGUUGCUUCUGAGCAGCGGGUACGGGACCCAGUCGGCCUCGGAGCACAGCCUCUGCCGGGGUGAGGAUCCUCGCAGCACAAAUGCGCACCGCGGGGAGGAGGAUGAGAAGCUGCAGCUGUCGUCCUCCCCGCUUGCCUGCAGUGUGCCGCCCUCCCCGCCCGCUUAUAGCGUGUCGCCCUCACUCACUGAGGUGAAAAGGCCGGAGCCUGAGCUGAGCACGCUCAGUGAAACUCCCCCAGGCUCACUGCUCUCCAUCCCUGGCCUCCCUGCUGAUCAGCCGCAAACCAACAGCCAGUCGCUGACCACCUGGGCACAGAGGCAGAAACACAGGCAGCAGAGGAACAGGCUGGCACAGGGCUCUGAGCUGGAGGCACAGCAGGAGCUGCAGAGGGAGCAGAGCUCUGGGGACAGUCCUCCGGCCCGAGCAGACAGUCCAGACAAUAAUCCCCCCGAUAAGGCCAGACUGUCUGUGUCUCUCAGAGACAUCUACCAGAGCAAGCAGAGGGAGGAGACCAGGCACCAUGACAGGGACAAUCCAUUCAGCUCCGCCACAUCUGUCCCACAGGUCUCGACGCUGCACGUGACGCCGUUGACAAGAACGACCAGCUUCACGUCUCCCUUUCGCUGCAGCAGUCCGUCCUUCCCUGCCCAGCUGCAGACUUCCCCUGCUGUGGGUGCUCCCAUCGCCUCAGACUCCACAUCAGAGGGUCCCUCCGGCCAGUACCACGCAGACAACCCAAAGGGUAGCAGUCUCAACGUUCCUGUCAAGAGGACGCCCCGCCAACAUUUGAACAGGAUGGCGACUGCGCCCUGUUGUACCUCCCCCGUGCUCAGCAAAAGUGUCCAGGGCGCCAGUUGUAGACCUUGCAGCAAAGACGAAGCCAGCCGUUCACACCUCACUGCCCCAUCCAGAAUGGACCCCUGGCCGCCUGCUCAAGCAAUGGGCAGUCUGGAGAAGACCUCCUCCCUGGGGGACCCAGUGAUGCUGUCUUUGGCGAGGCAGAGCAUGAAGGAGAAAACUUCUCGCCACAUUGCUGAUCUCAGAGCAUACUACGAAUCAGAGAUCAGCAUGCUGAAAGAGAAAUUAGGCCUAGUGACUCAGCCUCCCAGCUGUGCUAUGAAGGAAACCAACCAGCUUCUGCAGGACAGGUGUGAGAACCUGGAAAAAGGCCUGACAGAAGCCAGAGCCCACAUCCAAGAGCUGGAGGACCAGAACCUCUUACUGGAGAGGCAGUUGGCUGAGUGGCAGGAGCGGUACGACACUGCCAGCGCCACGGUGCAGGUCUUGCAGGAGCGUCUGGAGGAGACCAAGCAGAGCGGCCAGGAAAAAGACGCCACGGCGGACCGGCUUCAGGCUAGACUGCGGCAGCUGGAGGAGGCCUACCAUAAAGCCUACAGAGUCUCUGACGACAAGGACGCCCAGAGGAAGAAAGAACACAAGAUGCUGCAGGACCUAAUUGCCGAGUAUGAGGCCUUGGGAAAAGAUCACACAAGAGUUAAGGAGAAAUUGGCUUCAACCGAGAACAGGCUCUUUGAUGCAAAUGCACAGAUAUCUGAACUGAAGAGGAUUGUCUCCAAACUGGAGUCACAGAUCAAGCAGCUAGAACACGAGAACCUGAAGACACGCCACCUGUCGCGCAGACACUCGCAGCCGGUUGGAGCUGGCAUGUACCACUACCCAGACCUCCUCCUGUCCCCUGGUAAGAACCUGGUGGAGUUAGAGGCCAGCUGCCAGAAGUGGCCAGACCCAUGUCAGCCCCCUGACCAAACUGUGACUGAUACAACAAGGCGCUACUCGCCUCCAGAGAAGGAAGAGACAGAGGGACGGGCCACAUCCAGUGAGCCUGCCAAGAGGGACUCCCUCAUGAUCCCCCUGAUGAAGUCGCUGAUCCAGAUGGAGGAGAUCAGAGCCACAGACGGCCAGGCCCUCCACAGGCCCAACGUCCACAGCCCCUCUAAGAGAGAUGCCUUGAUAGCGCCACUGUCAGCCAAGUCCAGCCCCAAGCGAUGUCCAUCAGAGAACUUCUCCACAGCGUUUGGCCCCUCUUCCACCUGGCAACCUAAUUACCAGCCCGGUAACAGUGGAGGGGGAUCGAUCGGCGGCACCGAGCUGAUGGAGCAGGCGGCGGGGCCGGCCUGGGAGGAGCAGUGGACAGAGGGCAGCGAGGCGGAGCCGCCACCGCCCUCUGAGGCGCCCCUCUCCUACGAGGCGCGGCUUCACUCGCUGGCUGACAUGGAGCGGCUCUUCGACGAGCUGACGCACGAGAAGCAGCAGAUUGAGGCUGCGCUGAGCCGGAUCCCAGGUGCUGGGGGGAGAGUCACCUUGCAAGCCAAGUUAGACGAGGAGGCUCUAGAAGAUCGAUUGGAAAAAAUCAAUAGAGAAUUGGGGUCUAUCCGUAUGACUUUGAAGAAAUUCCAUGUACUACGGUCCUCUGCCAAUAUAUAGCAAUCUCUGUGCUGCUUAGUAUUAGGAGAUGCACUGUCUUUGUCAUAUAUGGUGUUCCUUAUGCCUCCCAAUCAAUACCCUUUGCAUAGGAACCGUCUUGUACAUGUGCAAAGAAUAUUUCUACCUUUAUUAUGGUAUGGUGUAUUUUAUAUGUUUUAUUACAGAAUA